AUGUGGUUUUUCAGGAGAAGGCUUCCUAAUUCCCAGAGCCUCAUUUGGCUCAUUGUUUUAACACACUUUUGCAUCUUCAUUGCUAAUUUCAGCUCCUUGUCUGGCUUGUCAAAGACAAGGAUUUUCAGGCAAUUGAGCAUUUUGCAAUGUGCCCCAGAUACGCUGCAAGUGGACACCCAAAAGCAACAGGGUUUAAACUAUUCUGAUAAUGGGAACUCAAGGAGCUUUUUAAAGGUGAAUUUGGGGAGAGAAAUCACAAGGCUCGAACGAGAUACGGUUGAGAGGACACCAAGAUGGGAAGGAAAGAAGGAGCAGAACAAAAUGACAAAACCAGUUGCCAGGGUGGAAGAAGCCAAGGAGAACCUGACUGUGAAACCACCCCCCGGAUUGGAGGGAAUCAAGAAGACAACAGUGAAAACAGAAAAAAUAGCCCCAGGGGUGGAAGAAGCCAAGGAAAAGACAACAGUGAAACCGCUUCCCAGGGUGGAGGAAGCCAAGGAGAAGGCAACAAUGAAACCAUCCUCUGGGGUGAAGGGAGCUCAUGAAAACAACAUCUCCAAAGACCAAACAAAGCCAAAAGAGCCUCCUGCAUCAAUGAAAACUGUAAGACCUGUUCCUCAGGCUGCUGCAGUGACAGAAAAGAAGAAACUGAAGGCUGCUGACUUCAAGUCUGAGCCGCAGUGGGAUUUUGAGGACAAGUACCUGCUGGACAUCUCAUCUCCACUAUCGACCCGCUCUGAAUCAGUGAAGGGCAAAGCUGCCAAGUCUGACUGGCUGCAAGAUCUUUUCCUGCCCAACAUCAUGCUCUUCACAGACAAGAGAUACUUAAAUGACAGUGAGUGGGACCGCCUGGAGCAUUUUGCACCUCCGUAUGGCUUCAUGGAGCUGAAUUAUUCACAUGAGUCCUUCAGAGCAUUGGUGGAGGAGGUCAUGUCCCUGCUGCCCCCGAAUCCCCACCAGCAGCUGCUCCUGGCCAACAGCAGCAUGCCAACAUGCAUCAGCUGUGCUGGUGGGAAUGGAGGAAUACUGAAUAACUCUGGGAUGGGCCAGGAGAUCGACUCCCAUGACUAUGUCUUCUGGGUGAGCAGGGCUGUAACCAAAGGUUACGAAAAAGGUGUGGGACCAAAAACCUCCUCUUAUGGAUUCACAGCCUACUCCCUGGUGUCCUCUCUCCAGAUCUUGGGACACAGAGGGUUCAGCAACAUCCCACAGGGAAAAGAUGUCAGGUACAUUCACUUCCUGGAGGGAGCUAGAGACUAUGAGUGGCUGAAGGCUCUUCUGUCGAAUAAGAACAUCAGGGAAGGAUUCUUGAACCACUACGGGCAGAGGCCCCGGGAGAGAUUCGAUGAAGAUUUCGCAAUGGACAAGUACCUGGUGGUUCACCCUGAUUUCCUCAGAUACAUGAAAAACAGGUUUUUAAAAUCUAAAAGUCUGGAAAAGCCCUACUGGCGGCUGUACAGACCCACAACAGGGGCCUUCCUGCUGCUGACUGCCCUCCACCUCUGUGACCGGGAAAGGGUGAGUGCCUAUGGCUACAUCACAGAGGGUCAUGAGAAGUAUUCGGAUCACUACUACGACAAGGACUGGCAACGUCUGAUUUUCUACACUAACCACGACUUCAGCCUGGAGAAGCAGGUAUGGAAAAAGCUUCACGAUGAGAAUAUCAUGAAGCUUUACCAGAGAUCCUGAUUGUGUGGCAAGGGCCAUUGCCUGGGAAAUCUCAACAACACCUCACUGGGAACGGAAGAGGACCACCAGAGCCAAGGUUAGCUCUGUAAUUCCAGGCACAUUUCAUCCCCACAAAGAUAUUUCCCUCCUUCAGCACCGCUGUUCUCUCACAAUGUUUCUACAAAUGUGCAAAUGCUACAG
Aptenodytes forsteri (emperor penguin) is the source of this 1869-nucleotide messenger RNA. It is a transcript of the gene ST6GALNAC1, whose product is annotated as ST6 N-acetylgalactosaminide alpha-2,6-sialyltransferase 1. Gene Ontology annotation, molecular function: alpha-N-acetylgalactosaminide alpha-2,6-sialyltransferase activity. Lineage: Eukaryota; Metazoa; Chordata; Aves; Sphenisciformes; Spheniscidae. The record is from RefSeq and is a predicted model, not a curated record.